GUCUCAUGUAUUAUUAAUAAACCCCACACCUCUUCUCCAUUUACAUAUCUCCCCCACUCUUCUCCCUCUUUAUAAACCCUCUUUCCCCAUUCUCCUCCUCCCCCCGCCCCUCUCUCCUUCCUCGAUCUUUCUAGAGCAAAAUAUCAAAUACACACACACCCACACAUAUAUAUAUAUAGAGAGAGAGAGAGAGAGAGAGAAAGGGGAUCGAUCGAUCGAUCGAUCGAUCUCACCUGUGAAGCUCCAUGGAGUACUCGUUCUCCACCUCGUCGUCGUCCUCGUCUUCGUCUUCUUCGUCGUCGUCGUCGUCGUCGUCGUCGGGAUUGUUGGCUGCGGCGGCGGAUAUCGAGGCGGGGUUCGUGAACCCCUUCGCGCUCUACCCCCCGCGGCCGCAUAAAGCGAAGGGGGCGGCGGCGAUCUAUGCGGGGCGGGCGCGGGCGCAGGCGCGGUUCUUCUGCGAGAGUUUGGAGGAGGAGGAGCGGGGCCACUUCCUCGACGCUUGCUUCCUCUGCAAGAAGCCCCUCGCCGGCCACCUCGACAUCUUCAUGUACAGAGGGGAUUUGCCGUUCUGCAGCGAGGAGUGCCGGCAGCAGCAGAUUGAGGCGGACGAGGCGAAGGAGACGAACAGAAAGCUCUCCGUGACGGCUUCUUCGCGAAGAGAAUUCGAAGAGCAGAAGCAGAAGCAGAAGCAGAAGCAGAGCUCUCCGAAGUCGCAGAAGAUCACCCUCGUCGCUGGAUGAUAUCAACCCCGGCCCCUAAUUAUUACUACUACUACUACUACUAUCAGCUACAAUAAAAGUUGUUGCAGCAGUAGUAGUAAUAAUGAUAAUAAUAGCAGCAGCAGUAGCAAUUAGUCCAUAUAAUAAUAUACGGCAAGAAGUGGCGUGAAAGAGAGAACCCUAUUAAGUUUCUUUUCUUUUUUUUCUCCCCCCUUUUUGGGCUUUUUUUUUUUACUUCUUCUUUUCCGUUUUCUAAGUUGUAUAGAAGAAGCAAAACGAGCUUGUUAUGAAUCCCAAUCGAGCCCAAUCGAGCUGUGUGGCCUGUGGGAGAGCUGCAUUUUUUUUUUGAUCAGUUCUGUAUAUUUACGAUAAUGCCGAAGCGCUAAAAAAAGAAAGAAAAAAAAGAAGAAGCCAAAAGAUGCACGAGCGCUUGCUUUUUGUUUUGACCGUUUUAAAUGUUCAGUGCUAAAUAAACUGAAUUUCUAAAUAAUAUUUGCUCUCUCUUCUUC
Ananas comosus (pineapple) is the source of this 1228-nucleotide messenger RNA. RefSeq lists its product as uncharacterized. The transcript is spliced from 2 exons. Bases 246 to 740 code for a protein of 164 amino acids. Lineage: Eukaryota; Viridiplantae; Streptophyta; Magnoliopsida; Poales; Bromeliaceae. The record is from RefSeq and is a predicted model, not a curated record.